This is a messenger RNA of Trichomonas vaginalis G3, 7104 nucleotides long. Its product is annotated as beige/BEACH-related family. Gene Ontology annotation, molecular function: protein binding. Lineage: Eukaryota; Parabasalia; Trichomonadida; Trichomonadidae. The transcript has a single exon. The record is from RefSeq and is a predicted model, not a curated record. Bases 1 to 7104 code for a protein of 2367 amino acids.
AUGUUUUGUUUCUUAUACAAAUUUGCAUUAAUAUCAGCAGAUUCGACUCAACUCGACACUCUUAUUGACAUUUUGAUGAUUUUUUUCUCUUAUCCAUUUGAACACCCAGAAGAAGCAUCUGAAUUACUAGAAAUAACUUUGCGCAAAACCUGCAAACCAAAUCCUAGAGUUUUAAGCGACGAAUCCAGAAAAAUUUUGUCAUCAAUUAUUGGAUGGCUAACGACCAAUACAGUUCGCAUAAACCCUCAAAUAAUGGAAAGGAUACUCGAAAUCAUAAUUCCCCUUAUCACAAAUUUGGAUUCUUACACUUUAAACAUUCUUCGAACUUUUGUCGAAUAUGCCAACAACGACGUACUCAGCCGCAUAUUUUCUGAGAUUGUACCGAAUUUUUGCGACAAAAUUGAAAAAAUUGAAUCAGAAAUGUUUUGGAUUUCAAAGGAAAAAUCUGUGCAGAUACAACAAACAUUCAUAUCUGAUGGAAGCAUAGCCAUUAUUACUAAAGAAAGUUUCAAAGAAGGUUUGAAUUUAGAAAAAAUUUCAUUUCCACCUUAUAUUGGCUUUCCGAAACCAGAAACAUACAAUGAGAUCAACUUAUUAUCCCAAGCUCUGUCGAAGUGCCCCAUGUACAUCAUUCCCUUCCUCUCAGGAAUUUUGUUUGAACUGAAAAACAGGGAAAAGUCAAAAAUAUACGGCCAAAUCUUACUUGCCCUGUUCAAUUUCAUCGAGAUACUCCGUAACCACUCCAAUUUGUCCACUCUAAUCCUUCACGACGCAAAUUUAAUUUUUUCUCCAAACAUAACAGUGUUUGAUGGUGCCACUGGUUACGAAUAUCUCAACACGUUCAGAUUCCAGGCAUUGCGGCUGAUUUUAGACGAGACACUGAUCGCAAUCAACGAAAAACUGCAGGGGAAGAUAGACACGAGGGAUGGGAUUCAGACCCCGCCAGAUGUGAAAUUGGAACUGUUGGACAAUUUCUACACAGACCAUAUGACUUCUCCGCUUCUUUUCGCCGAAAUAAAUUACAGACUGGCAAAUGACGUUGAAUACCUGGCCAAUAUCAUCAAACUCGAUUCAAGAUUUAUCAGAACUAUCCGAAACGCGCUAGAUUACUACAGAAAUGCCAAUUUAUCCGGUUUGGAAUUUCAAUACGAGAUAGAAAUAGGGAGAAAGUCGCUUUUAUAUCUUCUGAUGUCUUUGGUGGAGAACAGCAGCACAUGCAACAUCGUUUCUUCCAUGCACAUCCUUCAACAUUCCGUUCUUUUCAUGUUAUUAGAGAUUCCUUUGAGGAAUUUCGCGCUAUCCAUAUUCUCAAUGAUAUUCAAGAACUGUACAAUAGAGAACGCAUUCGCUGUUCUUGAAAAUUUUGAAAAAUUAUUUGCAAACGCGGUUAUUAACAUGAAAGAUGCGAAAUACUUAGAGCUUUUGACAGAUUUGUUGACAUUUAUGACGUAUGAAUACAAAAAGAAGCCAAAAUUGGGAGAAAUGUUUUCGAAUAUUUUAAAUAAAAUAAAGGAGAUACUAGAGAAGCUCGAACCACUUCCAUCCCACGAGAAAAUGUUUACUACAAUCAUUAUAUUCCUAACUGACAUCAUAAAUGGCGUAGAAAUCCCUUCAUCCAUCUUAUCGAACCUUUCUGUCGCUGUAAACUCUAUUUACGGAGAGAAUCCACCUGAUUCUAUCUACAGCUUGUUCAUAAAGUUCGUUAAAUGCGACCAAAAUGCUGAUUUGUCACCGAAUUUCGUUUUAAACGCUCCAAAAGUUUUCAAAUUCUUCCUUCAGAUCUUUAUUAGAACAAAAUUCGAUCAGACAAUCGAUUUCGCAUCAUCUCUAAUCAACUUCAAACGCGAAAACGCUAUCAAAAUGAGUAAUUCUGAAAUUGAUAUUUACAUUUUAUCGUUAAUACCUCAAUUUGAUGAUGUUUCAGUCACAAAAAAGCUUCUGCAGUUGUUCAAACAGAUUGCCCUUGUAGAAUCACCUCCAUUAGUCGUAAAACAUUUCAUAUCUCUGAUUUCUCCAGUGAAUGGAGUCCUAAACAAGCAUCAUUACCUACUGAUGAGGACACUAUGGGAGGUAAUAUCUGCAACGUACUGGUUAAGACCGUUCACAGGCGUUCUUGGACAUAUUUAUCAGGUAAAUUGUCUCCAGGAGGUGCAGACACUGCUAUCCAGAGGCUUCACCCUGUGCACGUGGAUCAAUUGUUUGCUGUUUUCGUCAAAAAAAGUCCAAAUUUUCGAAUUAUCUUACGAAAAUACCAGUAUUAGACUGAUUUUGGACAACCAGAACCUCAAAAUAGUCCACAAAGAUCUCAAUGCUACCAACAUCACUGACUUAAACACCAAGGUUUCGAAGAAUAUUUGGACUCAAAUUUAUAUCAACUACGAAAUCCAGCAAAACAAAGUGAUUGAAAUAUCUUAUAACAUAAACGGCGAAGAGCACAAAGAAAAUCCAUCCUACACCAUAGACCAAAUACCAGAAAAAGUGAAUAUUAAAAUUGGUUCAAAAAUUGAGAACUUUGACGGUUUGAUUGAAAUCGGAACCACUAUUUUUACAGUUUUACAGACACGGCAGAAGGCAACACUUCUGAAAACCACACCGAUAAGUCCUUAUCCGAACGGAGUGAAAGUUAUUACCGGAUAUUAUGAGAAUCCGAAACUCGAAUCCAACACGAAUCCAGACAAGAGCUCAUUCACAUACUCGCUCACGAAGCUGUGGAAGAUGGAUCUGCUGCUUCCUCUCUUCAGUCUGUUCGAAUACAAGUUAUCUGACGGGACAAACUGGGAGAACGGGCCUAGCCAGACCGUUGCCAUCUUCACCAAAGCAUUGCUGACUAAUGACUCCGUGCAGAGGAACUUCUCCGACUUCAAGAAAUUCGAUUACGUCGCGCAUUUGGUUUCGAAAUACCCAUCUAACUUCAGAAAUUUCGAAUUUUACUCUUUGUUUUACUCGAUGUUCCUUUCGUUAUCAGAAACAUCCAUCCAGCAGCAUCUGUUCGACGCAAUUCUAUGCAAUCCAAACAUAUGGAAUACAUCUGAGCCUCAGGAUCACUUAAAAAUUUUAAAUCAUUGGAAUGUGGCACUUUUCCCAAGAUGUGUCACUUUUAUUCAAAAACUUCGUCCAUUUAAGAAAUUGCUUAAUAUACUUACGCUGUACUAUUGGUUCGAAAGCGAUCCAAAUGUUUCGAUUGGCUCUCCAAACUCGAAAAGACCGAGACACCCUGAUUUAGACGUGAAAAAGUGUAGAAAAGAAAUUGGUUUCUGCAUGAUACAGGUCGCAAAUCUGUCAUUUACAAAAGAGGACUUCAUGGAAAUAUUUGAUACAUGUCAAACAGUUGUAAAUGAUACAAAACAAGUCACUUCACUUUUGAAACUUUCACGUCAACUUAUUGAAGGGAUUGCUCUAUGCCGAAAACCAGGAUUUAUCGGAGUCAGGGAUCUGUACAGCAUUCUAGAGUUAGUUUCCAGAAACAACGAAAAAAUCUCACUCGGAGUGGUCAAACUCAUUUUGACAUUCAUCAAAAAUAACUCCCUCGAAACAGUGUUCCUAUUGAAUUGCCUCGAUUCAAUAAUUUUGACUCUCCCAGCACAAAUUUUGAGUGAAAAGUUUUUCAAUACAAUUUUUCGGUUAUUAGACGAUAGAAUUGAAUUAUUAGGAUUAUUGUUUUACUAUGGAUUUUCUCAUCCAGCCUCUAACCAAAUUAUUAUAGACAAACUGUCUAAGAUCAAGGAUAUCGAGCAGUUUAAGAAGUCAAACAUUUGGUUUGUCUGGCCUAUUUUGUUUAUCACGAAACUCGACAAGAGAAACAAAGCAAAAAUGACAAGAAUUAUUGUCAGUUUUUGUAAACAGAAUUUGACGAAAUUGCUUUGUGACGUUGAUGUACUUACUAGAGCAUUUGGAGAGAACUACGACUACUUGAAGUCUUUGUUUUGCUACGAAAUAAUUUUGCUUCUCCUGACUGAAGAAAUAUCGAUGACAACUGACCAAUUGAUUCAGUUGUUUAAUUACGUUUUCACAACAAUUUUCUUCAGAUUGAACAGACCUGUUUCGAAUCAGCUGCAAAAUUCUGCAAUUUUGUCACCUUUUUCCGAAAAUUUCAAACAAUUUUCAUCUCCAAACAAGCUCAGUGCCUUCCAAGGAAUAUUCCUUACAAAACUGUUCAUGAACAUUGAUUUGCAAAACACUAAAUACUUCUUUGGAUACAGAUUUGACGAAAGGGAUAUUUGGUCUGAUUUGGGACUGGCACAAAUAACUCUGGAACUGAUAAUGAAAUUUAACGCUGCUUACUACUACAGACAUGCAUUAUUCAUGUCACAAAUGAUCGCAAAAUUCGCUAAGCCAUUGGUAGAAAAUUUCGUUAAUCAAAUAAAUUUACCUCAAAAUGACCCCUUUGUUAUCUCAAUUUUUGAUGAAAAAGUGACAUGUCCAUUGAAUUUCAUUGAUAGCGAAGUUCUCAACAAGAUUGUUCCUGUUACAGCUGCAUUGAGUGAUAUUACGAAUGAAGUGAAGAAGUCAUUUACUGACAUCUUGGAUAUUUCCGAAAACAUGAUAAAAUCAAUGGCGCAAAGAUCGGAAUUUUCCAAAUUAAAUGUUGCCAGAAACGACAUCGCUAUUUCCAACAGACAGAAGAUGAUGAAAUGGAACCAAAUCUGGUCAGAAAUGACAAGUGAAAGCUGCCCUUGGUCGUCGAUGGUCGAAAGAACAGAGAUGAGGUGGAGAAGGGAUGACACAGCUUGUUUCGCGUUUUGUCCUGUCAGAUUGAAGCAAAACAAGAAUUUCAACGACCACCUCGACGCGUCAAGACUGAGAGACUGCUCGACAUUCGUGCCUAAAAGCAGCAGCUUCCACAACAAAGAGCUCGAUGAUGAAAAUCUCAAAUUGUCAAAAACAAAAAUUUUCGGUUUUGACACAAGAACGGUUAUUAACUCAAUUUCUAACGGUUUGUUUACAGCCCAUUGCAAAUUAAUCAAGCCGAGGCAUUCCAUGAAGGGAAUAUUCACUCUCCAGCAGAAGUACAUCGAAUUAGUUUUCGACGAAUUUGACGUGACGAUUAUUCCUUUGUCAGAUGUCAAAUUUGCAUUUUUCCGGACCAUGUUUCACAAGAAGACUGCGAUAGAGAUAUUCACCCACUCAGGCGCGCCAUAUUUCAUCAAUUUCAUUGAUCUGCCAAAGAAUAUUUCUUCACUUCACAUUCUUCAGAAAAUUUCCGAAAUCAGUCCUAGAAAUUCUAUAAUCCAGACAUCUCCAUUUUUACCAUAUUUCACCUCACUUAAAUUGACAGAGAAAUGGCAUAGCGGCAACAUGUCUAAUUUUGAGUAUUUGAUGUGUUUGAACAUUUAUUCCGGGCGGAGUUUCUUAGACCAAGGCCAAUAUCCGAUCUUCCCUCUGAUUCUGGUCGACAGCACCAGCGAGAAACUCAAUUUCUCUGACGACAGAGUCUACAGGGAUCUCUCGAAACCGAUCGGAGCAUUAGAUCCGAAGAGGCUGCAGGACAUCAUCGAGGAAAUGAAGGAGAGAGACUACAUGAUGUCGACAAAGAGCUACCUGUACUCCUCAGGACCAGUUUCGAGACUGGCAAUUUGCAUUUUCUUGCUGAGAAUGGAGCCGUUCACGAGUUUGCACAUCCACCUCCAGAGCGGCAAAUUCGACAUCGCUGACAGACAACUGGCUUCGAUUCCGGAGUUAGUCAACGCCAUUUGCCACGGUCCGAAUGACUUCAGAGAGCUGAUUCCUGAGUUUUAUUUCCAGCCGGAAUUUCUUCUGAAUAUGAACCAUUUCGAUCUUGGCGUGAGAAAGGCAGGAGUUCUGGAUGACGUUCUUCUUCCGAAAUGGGCGAAAUCUCCUCUUGAAUAUGUUUAUUUGAACAGAAAAGCUCUUGAAUCCGAUUUUGUCUCAUCAAAACUCAAUGAAUGGAUCGAUCUAAUCUGGGGUUACAAACAAAAGGGAGAAGAAAGCAUCAAAGCUUUCAACACAUUCGAUCCAACUCUCUAUGAUGACACUUGGGAUGAAAGUAACCCUCUUUACGAUGAAGAGCAAUUGAAGGUGUUCCUUAAAUUAAUUGGCCAAAUUCCAUCUCAAUUAUUUAAAUCACCUCACCCGGCCAAACAAUUUCCAAUUACUCCAAAACCACAAACAAUUCCAUUCCAGAUUUUCAUGAAUUCGGAAAGAGUUGUUUAUACACACUUUUCGAAUACAGGUUUAGUUACUUUUCUCACUAAUUUUGGCAGUCUGAUUUCUGUGAAAGAGUCAAUAACUCCAGACAACAGAAUAGACUUAGUUUCCUUCUCAAAGAAAGAACUCCAAAAUACCAAACUCAUCAAAUCCCUCCAAUCAGGAGAAGUGACAGUUAAAAGUGUCGGAUUCAAGUUCAUUUUGGUUUAUUCGAAAGAGCAGAAUUCCCUGUUUCUGAUUGACAUCGAAUCAGCCAAACUGACAAGGAUUGAAUCAGCGCACUUGGCUGUUCUCAAGAUUGCGACAUCGAAUGACUGGUUCGUGACUUGCGGAAGGGAAGGCAGCUGCCACAUCUACAACGUGGAUCAGCCGAAAACAAUCCAGUUUAUGUCGCAAAGUUACAGAGAUGGAAUCACUUGCACAGCGAUUUCCGACACGUACAAAGUCUGCCUUGUCGGAACAAGAGAUAGAGCAAUCUCUGUCAUCUCUCUGACAAAUGGAAUCACCACGAGAAUCAUCGAGGUUGGCGGAGUUCCAGUCAAAGUCGCAGUGACAAAGAGCUGGGGAUUCAUCGUAGCUUUGUUCUCAGAGAGCUACAACGAAGAAGAGAGAGAUGACUUGAAAGCGCAAAAGAUAUCUGUGUGGACAAUCAACGGAAUGCACGUGAAGACAGUUCCAAUCAUGUUCGACGCAAUUGAUUGGACUCUAUGGAGCAGCAAUAGAGGAUUUGACUACAUAGCUUUCGCUUUGAGGAACGGAAUGAUACAAAUUGCAGAAGUUUUUGACUUGGAUUUCAAACUGUACCAAUCUUACUUGAAAGUCCAGAACCAGGAUUUGGAACUCAGCGGAUUCUUUUAUUCCCCUGUUUCACAUUCACUUAUUUGCAUAGAUAAACAAGGAAGAGUUUGCUACACUCCUUACACUCCUCCUUCUUGGUAA